Molecule: messenger RNA, 4441 nt
Organism: Poeciliopsis prolifica (blackstripe livebearer)
Lineage: Eukaryota; Metazoa; Chordata; Actinopteri; Cyprinodontiformes; Poeciliidae
Product: calcium-independent phospholipase A2-gamma-like
Exons: 13
Coding region: 1876-4326 (816 amino acids)
Biological process (GO): arachidonate metabolic process
Cellular component (GO): membrane
Source: RefSeq, a predicted model, not a curated record
CGCUGUUAUGUGUUCAUCCUUGGUAUGUGGAAUAGAAACACUGUAACUAUUUUUUGGUUUUUCUUCCAUUCUCAGACGUUUACGUCCCCGAAGUUCAGGAACCUUCUAAUAGCAUCAGCCACAUUCGGCUGCUUUGUUAAAUCUUCAACAGUGUCUUAUUCGCGUGGUUUUGUUAGUUAUGUUUUGUAAAGUUAGAGUGGGUUUGGCUUCAGUCAGACUCUCCAGUUGUAUAAAUCCGACGGUGAAACUGGUGACGCCUGGGUUCUGUCGACACCAGCGGAGGAACCUCAACUCCGAACCUGCAGGUGUCCGGGUAUUGUAUGAUGGGUUGUGUCCCAUAUGCAUGACAGAGAUCCGCUUCCUUCAGUACCUGCAAAGAAACCGACCGGGCAAAGUUCAUUUUAUUGACAUCUCUAAGCCAGGCUACGAGGGGACAAAAUACAAUGAUGUCACCUAUGAGAUGGCCAUGGAGGAGAUGACUGUAAUCGAUGAGAAAGACGAGGUGCAUCGCGGCGUUCCAGCGUUUGCAGUGAUGUAUGGCGCCGUUGGGCUCGGCUGGUUGGGCCGCUUUAUGAUGUGGUCACCGGUAAGGCCGUUUAUGGAUAAGUCAUACGCCAUCUUUGCAAGGAAUCGACUUAAGUGGACUGGACGGGCAGAGGACUGCACAACAGGACGCUGUGAAAAGAAAUCAGUUGACUCCUCCUGACUUUUUUCAGUAAUAAAAUGAGCUAUUGUAUAUUUAUUGAUAUGAAUAUGUUGCAUAUUGUGCUGCAGGAAAAUCUUGUUAAAAUACUUCAAUGCAAGUGUGGUAAAGACUUUAUGCUUUUUCAUACAUAUACAUAUAAAUUGUGUCGUUCUUGAUGCCUUUUAUUUUGUACGGAUCAAUGAAAAAUACUUUGAAAACGGUUGAACUGCAGCAAGAAUGGGGUGAAAAGCAAAAACUGAAAUUAGACGAGGCUGCAUUUUGAUUAGCAAUACGGAUCCUAUCUGAUUCCCAAAAAAAAUUCUCACAUUUAAUGUCAAAAGUACAACUAAUAAAGUUCAGAUUUGUUCUAUGGAGUUCAUAUUGAGUGACAUUAUUUUCUGUUCAACUUGUAUUCUCAACAUUUCAGAGAGUUUGUUACCUGGAACAAACAAAUUGGUAGAAAACAAAAAAUACAACAAAAAAAAAAAAAGAACACAUUUAAGCAUAAAACAAUCCGGUGCCAUUUCAGUCAGAUUUUCUAAAUAAGUUUGUAGUGGAAAUAAGUUACAUUAAUAAGUUGGUACACUUUCAUAGUUAGCUAUUUGUAAAUUCAUGUUAACAGUAGAAAAAGGAAAGGGAUUGAAAUUGCAUAAUAGUGUGACAUUUGUUUUACAAACUAUCUUUGACUAUCAAAACUAUUUUCGUUACAUUAGAAACAAGACCGAGUGAGCGCUCUUAGCAGCAAACUGUCUUUGACGUAUAUUUCUCCGGUAACCUUGUCAACACGAAUUUAGGCCUUUAGGAGAAAGUAAGCAACUUAUGAAUACUCUGAAUGUACUUUAUACGCGCUGUGCCCUGGAAAACUUUCAUCUUUAUUUUCCAGGAAUGAUGACAUAACUUCAUGACAUAGCUUCAUUUUAUGACAAUUAACUGAACCGGUCCAAAACCCCAGCAGUCCCCAAACAGAACCGCUCCCACCCAAACUCUGGAUCAACACAUACAACAAAAUUUUUUCAUGCAAUUGCCACAGAGGACUUAUGCAUAAUAAAGGUCCCAUUAAGCAGUUCUAGGAAACAAGUUAGAGCAGAGAAUGAUGCCAAAUGCCAAAUAAAGGUAGCAAUUGAUUAUGUUGCAACAGAGAAGAGGUGUCCACAACAAGUCUGGGAGCUGCGUACAACAUUGAGUCAAGAAUGGGUCACCCAUUUUUCUCUGUCUUAUGUUCAGGUGUCACUAAGAGGACUUUAAUAUCAUGCAGGAAUAUGUACACAAUGAUCUGUCUCAAAAAAGACCAAGCCCUUUUUAGACAGCCACUUUGUCCAAACUCAUUCAGGCUUUAUACAUUUAUUAACAGUACAAAGCUCUUUUCAAGUUAUGCUUCAAUCUUCUUUAAAGAAAUUGUUAGGGAAGUAAGACAUCUCCGUUGUUUGUGUUUUUAUUCAUUUACUAAAAAGGAGGCAUUUAAAACCAAAGCUCCAGUUGGGAUUUUUAAUGCACCUGUGCUGAAAAGUCACCCGCUGUCCAGACACUUUAACAUUUACCAUAAGAGGAGCCAUGUUGUUGGGUUUGCUGAAAAUGGCAGUUUUAUUGUAACAGUUCCUGAAUAUCAGUACCAGUCACAAAAGCGCAGGUUUAGUCAGUGGUCAAAUCAGAAAAAACCGAGAGGCAGCAGCCCAGCACACCCUUCGAAAUCCAAAGAGAAACAGAAAGAACAAGAGACUGUUGACUCCAGUGAUGACACGUCUGGAUCAGAUUUAUUUCACAUCAACUCUUUUGCUACAGUAUUUGGGGAGACCUUCACUCAUGUUGCCAAACAUAUCAACUCAGUGUUCUCUGCGAAUGAAAUAGGUAAAAAGAAGGACCUAUCAUCUGUCAAAGGAAUGACCCGGAGGGUGAAGAAGAGGAAAAAAAUCCCAGACUCUGGUCAAAAGCAUGAAGUUAAACAACAUAAACAACAGACAACAAUGCAACACAAAAAGGACUCUGAGGAGUCAUUCCCUCACGUUGCAGGACACAUCAAUAAAUACUUUGACGCCAGCAAUGAUGAAGAUGAAGCUCACAGUGACAAAGAACUUCCUUUCUCAACAAAACCUACCUCAGACGCUGAUAGCUUAAAAGACAGCUAUUCUCAGACAUCAACUCAUAUCAAUGAGUAUUUUAGAUCGCAAAGUGAACAGAAGGACCGUAGUAUAAUUGUCAAACCAGAGACAGACCCGGUAUCCAUACAGAAAACAUCUUUGAUGGACAUCUUACUCCAUCCCACUACUGCUGCCUCAGGUAUCCUGAGGUCAGUUUUUCACGAGACUGAAGUCAAUCCUCCUGUGACUUUACCAGAGACCAUAAUAAAUAAAAGGUGUGUCUUGAGCCGCAGACAAGCAGAGGAGACCACACUUAGGUUAAUAUUGAGACUACAACAAUCCUCAACUCCAGAAGCUAUGACUUCCUGCAUAGAAGUACUCAAUGAACACCUUAUCCGCUUCCCAGCAUGCAAGUCUUUCAUCUGGCAGGGGCCAACUAUAGUCAACCUGUUGAGAGUGCGGCGAACUUACAAACACCAUGGAGGACUGCAGGCCUCUGUAAGAGAAGCCUUAGCUCUGAUUGGUUAUGUGGAGCCAGUCAAAGGUCAGGGCAUCAGAGUUCUCUCCAUUGAUGGUGGAGGUACAAGAGGUCUUGUACCUCUUCAGUUAUUGAAGAUAAUCGAAGAUGAGACCGGCAGAAAGAUUUACCAGCUGUUUGACUACAUCUGUGGAGUGAGCACAGGAGCCAUCUUAGCUUUCAUGUUGGGGCUGGCCCGUGUUUCUCUGGAGGAUUGUGCUGAAAUGUACCGUCAAAUUGGAACCGAGGUUUUCAAGCAAAACCCGCUGGUUGGCACCGUGAACAUGGGAUGGAGUCAUUCCUACUAUGAUACGGCAACCUGGGAGAGAAUACUACAGGAGACGCUGGGUUCUGAGCUGCUAAUUAAAACAUCCAGAAAGAAGGGCACUCCAAAGGUUUCAGCUGUCAGUGCAGUUGUGAACUGGGGCACAGGCCCUAAGGCCUAUGUGUUUCGCAACUACAGCCACAAACCAGGCCACCCUAGCCGCUUUUCAGGAGGGUCAGACCACAAGAUGUGGGAGGCAGUGCGUGCAUCAUCAGCCGCACCUGGAUACUUCCAGGAGUUUCUUUUGCAGAAUGACAUCCACCAGGACGGAGGAAUCAUCAUGAACAAUCCUUGCACCUUGGCGGUCCACGAGAGCCGUUUGAUGUGGCCCAGGACACCCUUUCAGUGCGUGCUGUCCCUUGGCACUGGACGUUAUGACAAUGUCAAGAGGAGCCCUCCCACUUCCACGAGCCUUCGAGCCAAUAUCAAUAACCUGAUUUUCAGCGCCACUGACACUGAAGGGGUCCACACCCUCUUGGGCGAUUUGCUGCCCCCAGAUGUGUACUUCCGCUUCAACCCCAUGAUGAAUGCUGACGUGUCCUUGGAUGAGAAUCAUCCUGAGACACUGGAUAAGCUUGUGACAGAUACCCAGGACUACCUGGACACAAAUCGAUCCAAAGUGGCUAAGCUGUGUUUAGUUCUAAAAAAAAAGCGCUCACCUAUCGACCAAGCCAAGGAUUGGAUUAGUCAGAGGACUUGGGAAAUGAAGAAGUCACUGACGUGAUUUGGUGAGCUGCAGCUUUUCUACAUGUCAGUUUGUGCAGUGCUGUGAAGCACAUUUACAAAUGUUGCAGGAAAAUAGCAAAAGAAUGCGUGGAAUAAAUAAAAAGAAUAAAUAC